CCUCGACUCCUCAGGCUUCCAACCUGCGCUUGUUCAACCUUCUUGCCUGCGUCAAGGUCAAUUCUGGACUGCUGCCGCUUGUGAAAUAUGCCCAUCAUCCAGGAUACCACAGUUCCAACCCGUUGUUGAACGAUCGAUUGCAUCUCCAUUCUUCCCUCAGGCCCUCAGAUCUCUCGCGCGGCAUGUCGAGGUGACUCGAAUGUCGCCGAUAGCAUGGCCGUCAAUCGCAAACGUGGACCUGCGGCCAAAGGAUCCUCCCUUCUGGCCUUGAACCUGUUGCUUUUCGCCUCUUCUACAGUAGCACAGGCCCCUCGACCGAUUGUCGCGACAACAAGCCCUGGAUUCCUAGGAUAUGAUGGAUCUUGGUCUGCUAUCAGUAUUCGGGUGGGAACUCCACAACAGUAUCUCGCCGUUCUUCCCAACACGUUAAGACAAGAGACGUGGGUCGUUGGUCCAGCUGGGUGCGAUGGUACAUCAACCUGUGCAACUCUCCGUGGAGGCCUGUUUUCCUCCAAUGAAUCCAGCUCUUUUACCGAGUUGGGCUUUUUUGAACUGAACAACGGCGACUCGAACGUUGGCUAUUAUGGCCUCGACACGAUUCACUUGCAAGACGAUGCUCAAACGUCCGAUCAGAUAAUUGCCUUGGUCAACGACACCUCCGACUGGAUUGGAACAUUGGGGCUAGGAGUUCAGCAGAGUCGCUUCCAAGACUCGCAGAAUGAGUUACCCUUCUUAUCAAGUUUGGUGGAAAAUGGAAGCCUCAUUCCUAGCCAUAGUUAUGGCUAUACAGCUGGAGCGUCGUAUCGUCUCAAAAGUGUUCCGGCGUCGCUCGUACUCGGUGGCUUUGAUGCCAAUCGCUUCGAGCCCAACAACAUGACUUUCACCUUGAGCUCAGGCUAUAGACCGAUCGUGGCAAUUAAUUCUUUCACAGUCUCCUCUUCACCUCCUGUUGGAAACAAUCUACCUUCUAACUGGGCCUCAAAUCCUUUACCACUCCAAGAUGCCUCUGAGGCGGAGCUAUACACCAUUGACUCCUCCACGCCAUUUCUAUGGAUGCCCCCAGCUAUUUGUGACAAGGUGGCCGACGCCCUGAACUUGACCUAUGACGACAGCCUCGAUCUUUACUUGUUUGACAAUUCUUCAUCUCCUUCUGACCUUGUUUCCUGGGGCUUGACCUUUACCUUCUCACUGGGCAAUCUACGAGGAGACGAUGCCAAUAUUGACAUCAGGUUGCCGUACAGCGCAUUCAACCUGCAACUAUCUUAUCCAUUUCCAAACCUGAAUGCCACCUUUGGAUCUCCACCUACCAACUACUUUCCCCUCCGAAGAACGUCUGACAGCACCCAAUAUGCAAUCGGGCGAGCAUUCCUGCAAGAAACCUACCUUGCAGUGGAUUACGAACGUAAUAACUUUUCAAUAUCGCAGGCCGUUUUCACUGAAGCGGCUGUCAACACUGUCAACCUUCAUUCGAUCAGUCGUCCAGAUGGCAGCAUUUGGCCGGGGCCAGAUAUACCCAUCGAUACAUCACUAUCGACAGGCGCAAAGGCUGGAAUCGGUGUUGCCGUAGUUGCGGGGCUCGUGUUGUCCGUUCUUGGUGUAUGGUUUUUCUUUUACCGUAAGAAACGUUCCCAAGACGACAACAGUAGCAGCAGCGGUGAGAAGAGCAAAAGGUCCAGCAUCUUCGAGCGGCUACGUCGAACUCCAGAAUCGAAAUCGUCGAUCUCCGAACUCGCCGCAGACAAACAUUAUCCCAGAGAAGUUCCGGCCGACUCAUCCAACAGCCGAUUCGAAAUGUCCAGCGGGAAUGUGCCAGUGGAAAUGGCGGCUGCAGAGGAGGUGUCGUCUACUUUCCUUGCAGGCCGACGUGACCAGUCUGGCACUAGUCCUAGGAAUGAUCCUAGAAAUCCAGCGGAACUCGAACCACAAGACAUCAGAACCAAAGCCGCUGAAGCAGCAGCCAUGGCCGAUGUACACGGCAGUCAGCGUUCGGCGUCGCCCGUGCCUCCAUAUUCUCCAAACGACUCCAACGAUCGGAACAGCAGUAGUGUCAGUCCGUUCACCCCAAGACACAGUCACGCUUUUGGAACCAUCUCGUCAAGUGAAGCAGGGAUAAGUCCUGUUCAUCACAGCAGUCGAGGAUACUCGCAGCCAUCCAACAGCAGUGGAGCCGACUCAAGUCCGAUAUCACCAGAAGACGCAACGCAAAUGACGUUGCCACACUCGACCGAUGGAUCAGGUGGAAGCGCAUCUGCCAUUAGUGGCCGGUUCGGCAACUUGACAGUACCCCAAUUCAACGGCCGCCCGCCCUCAAGAUCACCUAGCACGGGGAGCAGGUUUGUAGAGCAAGGGCUGAGUUCUGUUGAGGAAGAAGAACAGCAUCAACAGCUUACGCCCAUUCCGCCUGCCGCUCAACCGACGCGGCCGACGAUGGAGCGUGCCCGAUUCAGCUGGGAGCAAUGAUGCUCCCAUCUCUCAUGCCCGUGGAUGUUUCAUGACCUGUUAUAUAUUGUAGAGAUAGUCUUUGAAGGAUGCCAUAUUUGACCUUGUGCUUUCGUCUGGUACGAUGAGUAGCUAUUUAGUUGGAUCAUAAAACACAUGCUAUUUUUAUGGAC
Messenger RNA from Exophiala mesophila, 2612 nucleotides. RefSeq lists its product as uncharacterized. The transcript has 2 exons. NCBI's taxonomy places the organism in Eukaryota, Fungi, Ascomycota, Eurotiomycetes, Chaetothyriales, Herpotrichiellaceae. Gene Ontology annotation, cellular component: fungal-type vacuole. The record is from RefSeq and is a predicted model, not a curated record. Bases 214 to 2460 code for a protein of 748 amino acids. Gene Ontology annotation, biological process: proteolysis. Gene Ontology annotation, molecular function: aspartic-type endopeptidase activity.